Molecule: messenger RNA, 1866 nt
Organism: Patiria miniata (bat star)
Lineage: Eukaryota; Metazoa; Echinodermata; Asteroidea; Valvatida; Asterinidae
Exons: 2
Coding region: 10-1866 (618 amino acids)
Source: RefSeq, a predicted model, not a curated record
GCGGCCACCAUGGAUGUACAGCCUGGACAUUGCUGGUCUUGUGAGAAACGUCUCCCACAGAGGACUGUGCCUUGCGACAGGUGCCCUGUUGCUGUCUACUGUACCACAUCAUGCCGGGACAGAGACAAAGUCAGACACGGUGCUGUCGAGUGUGAGAUAUUUCAGCCAAAAAAGUGCAGCGCUUGCGGAAAACGUGGCAAAACACUUGAGUGUUCAGGAUGCAAUGACGCAUGGUACUGUGAUACAGGCUGUCAACGACGUGGCUGGCCAUUCCACAAAGCGAAGUGUAAGAAUAUUAUGGCUGUUGUCAAACAAGUAUCACUACAAAUAUGUAGACCAACACAUGACGACUUCCCCUACUAUAUUGGGAACACCAUGGCUAAAGACUUCCUUCAACUUGAAAACAACGAAUCGUCCACAGAUGGAGUGGACAAGGAACACCUGACCAUGGACUAUCAUGUUCUCUCUGCUGGUUGUGGAAAUCUGCGUAACACAGUGUUGACAGCUGCUUCCUUGCCUGACAAGUACCAGGGAAAACUUCACAUCACCCUCAAUGACCAUGACCCUUUUGUCAUGGCAAGGAAUGUGCUGUUUCUCUUCAUGUUGGUUCGCUUCGCAGACACUGACUACAUUGCUUCCAGUUUGACAACCAUCUGGUACUCACUCCAUAUUUCCAAGAGAGACUACGACUUGAUCAAGACAAGCUUGGAUGAACUCCUUCAGAUGAGUGUUCAGCAACUCCACGACGCCUCAAAAGGACUUGUGAGUGUCCUGGAUGACGACCUCGGUUAUAUGAAUCUUGUUUGGGAAAAUUGGCGAGUGUUGGAAUGUCAACGAGACAAGAAAACCUCAAUCAAUCUCAGACAACAAAGAAAGAUUCUGUUUGAUAACUGCCCACUUGCUAAGGUGAUCCACCCUAACUAUCUAAGUCGUAUCAACGAAAACGAUAGAAAACCGAUUGAAGGGUGUUUGGAACAUGGGCUUUUUGUUCCCUUUGAGGCGAAGGAAAAGGACAUGCCAUUUGACAACCCAACACUAACUGCCCCAAAGGCAAGUAAAACAAUGUCAGGUAAGGAUGUAAGCGUAUUUCUUCUCCUAAACAAACUAAUGCAAGUAGAAGAUGCCACAUUUGUGUAUUGUAUUCGGCCAGUUAUUAUUCCCUUUGAAGAAUGGGACUGCUUGAGAGUAAGAGAGCACACCCCUGGAUCCCACUCCUCUCCGAUGGUGAUGUACCACAAGUAUGUGACAAACCUCCUCCAGAAAGUCAAGAGUCUCAUCCUUCAAGGAAGGCUCCUUAUCCAUGUCUCCUUGGUCAAUUGUCUGGACUUUCCUAAUCGCCAUCAAUCACUGAACAUGCCCAACUAUGACCGAAUCUUCACCUCCAACAUUGCUGACUAUGUUGGCAUUCCUAGACUUCUCCGCACAUUUAAGCCACUGGUUAAUGCCAGAAAUAUUAACUCGGCUAUUGUCACUGAGAGUAUGAAGUGGUUCGCAACAGUUCCUGGAUCUAAACCUGACAUUGAGGAACUUCCAGACAAACAGCGUGCAAAGAUUAUCAGUUACUUCAGAGAUAGUACGACAGGAAUACCACAAAUACAACAUACAUUGAUGUCAGAGUACUUCAACAACACCUCCCAAUUUCUCCAAUAUCUCCGAGCAGAUAUCAUGGCGGGGGGACUUGACAUUCCAGCACUCGAGACAAUCCCAUCAUUUGGGAGUGUCAAGAAAUACCACGGCAUGGAAAUGCGUGACUUCAGGGAGGGACUGAACAAGCUUGUACCAUUCCAGUACACACUUACUAAACGAGACCUUAAUAUGAAUAAUGCACGUGAAAGGGCAGUAGAGUGGUGCCUACCCAGAGGUUAG